AUGUCCAACUCGGCCCUCAACUUCAUCACCUUCAACCAGGACCACAGCUGUCUGGCUGUCGGCACCUCCAAGGGCUUCCGCAUCUACCACACCGACCCCUUCUCCAAGAUCUUCAGCAGCGACGAUGGCAACAUCGCCAUCAUCGAGAUGCUCUUCUCCACCUCCCUCGUCGCCCUCAUCCUGUCGCCCCGCCACCUCAUCAUCCAGAAUACCAAGCGCGCCUCCGUCAUCUGCGAGCUCACCUUCCCCUCGGCCGUCCUCGCCGUCCGCCUCAACCGGAAGCGCCUGGCCGUCGUGCUCGAGGACGAGAUCUACCUCUACGACAUCCAGAACAUGUCGCUCCUGACCAACAUCCCCACCUCCCCCAACCCCCAGGCCAUCUGCGCCCUCUCGCCCUCGUCCGACAACUGCUACCUGGCCUACCCCCUCCCCAAGCCCCGCGAGGACGGCCAGGACCGCCGCCCUUCCCACGCCCCGCCCGCCUCGCUCUAUACCCCCGUCACCUCGGGCGACGUCCUGAUCUACGACACCCUGACCCUCAAGGCCGUCAACGUCAUCGAGGCCCACCGCUCGCCCCUGUCGUGCAUUGCCCUCAACCACGAGGGCAACCUGCUGGCCACCGCGAGCGAGACCGGCACCAUCAUCCGCGUCUUCAGCGUCCCCAAGGGCCAGAAGCUCUUCCAGUUCCGCCGCGGCACCUAUCCCAUCUCCAUAUCCAGCAUGUCCUUCAACGCCACCAGCUCCCUGCUGUGCGUGUCUUCCACCACCGACACCAUCCACAUAUUCCGUCUCCAGCAGCCCGGCCCCUCGUCGGCCGAAAAGUCGGCCGCCCCUGCCUCUCCUCGAGACCGCUGGUCUCGCGGUCCGAGUUACGAUAGCGGAAACGAUUCCCCCAGCAGCAACACCGGCUCGCCCCGGAGCGAUGUCGCCGAGCUGGCCAACCCGCCCGCCGCGACCGCGACCCCCAACGUGCAUAGGAGGCAGAGCGGUUCGUUUAGUAGCCUGCUACGUCGAUCGUCGCAGAUCAUGGGCAGCAGGGUCGUGGGCGCCGUAGGCAGUUAUCUCCCCCAGGCCGUCAACGAGAUGUGGGAACCUCAGCGCGACUUUGCCCACAUCAAGAUACCAAAGGCAGCCCAGAAGCCGGGCUCCACCGCCAGCGCAACACCGCAGCUGAGAAGCGUCGUGGCCAUGAGCAGCAGCAGUCCUCAAGUUAUGGUGGUGACAAGUGACGGUGGCUUUUAUGUUUUCAACAUUGAUAUGGAGCAAGGCGGCGAGGGUUAUUUGGUGAAGCAAUUCUCUGUUCUCGACGGUGACGAUAAGCUAGAUGCUUCGAGCUAUGGUUCAUAG
Molecule: messenger RNA, 1347 nt
Organism: Neoarthrinium moseri
Lineage: Eukaryota; Fungi; Ascomycota; Sordariomycetes; Amphisphaeriales; Apiosporaceae
Exons: 2
Coding region: 1-1347 (448 amino acids)
Biological process (GO): nucleophagy; protein lipidation; autophagy of mitochondrion
Cellular component (GO): cytosol; phagophore assembly site membrane; fungal-type vacuole membrane
Molecular function (GO): protein binding; phosphatidylinositol-3,5-bisphosphate binding; phosphatidylinositol-3-phosphate binding
Source: RefSeq, a predicted model, not a curated record